CGUUUUCGCAUUCUCGCGUUCUCGACCUAAAGUCGAGAACGCGAGAACGCGAGAUUAGUCAUUAACGGCCGUCCUCGCACUCUCGCUCCCUCGCGUAAGGAAGUUCCCAUAAUUUCACAUGCGUGUUUAACUCAAAGCGUCUGGAGGAUCGGGAUGCUUCACCGCGCGCCCUUACAAGAUGGCUUCAACUUCUGAAAGUACAAUUGAAGUUGAUCCAAUUGAAGUCAUCCUGGAGAAGAUUGGAUGUGGCCAUCUCACGCAAUCGUUCAAAGAUGACAUGAGGUCUUAUGGCAGAGAUAUGUGGGAAAAUUUUUCAGGGUCAGGAAGGGCAGAACUUUUUUCGGCAUGACCUUGAAAAAUUAUCUCAAGGAUUCUAUGAACUGGCAGGCAAACUGGUUGCCUUUUCCCUCCUCCAUGGUGGGCCAAGUAUACCAGUUCUCCAUCCAGCUGUUGCAAAUGUUGUGUUAGAUGGAGAGGUUGCUAUGGAGACAGAAACAUUGCCCUUGUUGGAGGAUUGUAUCUUCGACUGGGAAACCAGAGAGAAAUUAAUUCUGCUGCAGAAUACACUUGAUGAAAAGCAGUACCACAAUCAACUGGAUAAAAUCAGUGACUGGUGCUUGGAACAGAGUUUGUCUAUCUCUAAUUUUACACAUUUUGAGAAAAAACAACUAAUGGACAUCCUAAAAAAAUGAAAUUUU
Pecten maximus is the source of this 698-nucleotide messenger RNA. RefSeq lists its product as uncharacterized. Lineage: Eukaryota; Metazoa; Mollusca; Bivalvia; Pectinida; Pectinidae. The transcript is spliced from 4 exons. The record is from RefSeq and is a predicted model, not a curated record. The coding region runs from base 288 to 692 and encodes 134 amino acids.